This is a messenger RNA of Lonchura striata (white-rumped munia), 2423 nucleotides long. RefSeq names its product extracellular serine/threonine protein kinase FAM20C. Lineage: Eukaryota; Metazoa; Chordata; Aves; Passeriformes; Estrildidae. Gene Ontology annotation, molecular function: phosphotransferase activity, alcohol group as acceptor. Gene Ontology annotation, cellular component: Golgi apparatus. The record is from RefSeq and is a predicted model, not a curated record. Gene Ontology annotation, biological process: enamel mineralization; protein phosphorylation.
CUGAGUGACUUUUGAAAGGGGGCUUGAGUACAACUGAUUUUCAACGGGUCAGGGAGGGUGAUAAAAUUGAUAUGGCUGAGCAACGGAAAGAAAAUUCUGGAUUCUGAGAGUACAGCUAUGAUGAACAUGGUGAAUGGGGCUACAUAGUGCUUGGCAGGGUGUGUGCUGCAGAUGGGCAGGACCAUUUGAAUGUUCUGUAUUCAAGGAAAUGUUCUGCAGCCCUGUGCAGGUGACAGCACAGAAAGACAGGACAGUUGGGAGUCAUCUGCAGCCAUUGCUGUCCCCGAGCCAGCAUUGCAGCUAUUGAUUUGGAGCUUGCCCCAUUCACUCUAACCUUGGCAGUGCCAGCUCGACCCUUAUCAGCGCUGAUAAACCCUGCCACAACCUCCUGUCCCAUCCUUGUGGUGAUAGAUCUUUCCUGCCACUCUGCCCGUGCAUCAGUUGGUCUUUUGCUGCAAUGCUCUAAAUCCUGGAAACCUCUCUCCUAUUUUUGCACAGAGGCUGCAGCCACAUCAACAUUUUUAACCCUGUGUUCAUGCCCAUCCCUUCCUGAGUGUUUUGUGUGAGGAAGGAUGCAGUGGCGGAUGCAAAUGCUGUUCCAGAGGAAACUUAAAAUCCGCUUUCUCUUUCUUCUGUUCUUGGCCCUUCUCGUGCACCUGGUGAUGGAUUUUGCUCUCCCCACAACCCACAGGUCCUGUGGCUGCGAUACUAAAGCAUCAAAAGCCAUGGGUGUCCUGUCAGGCAGCUCCAUGCCAGCCAGCCUCAAAAAGCUGAGCCUGCGAAUCCUUCAGGAUUUCAGUGGAAGCAACGGUUCCUUGGAGAAAAGUUCCCAGCCAGAGAGAGCGGGGCUGCACCUAAGGGCUGGAGAGCCAGGGGUCCAGCAGCAGCAUGAAGAGGCAAAUGCAGGGUGGACCAGGGGAUCAAAGCUGGCAGCACUCUUCGAGCAUCCUCUUUACAACAUCCCAGUCCCAGAGGUGACAGAGAAAGACAAGCUGUUUAUUGUCAACCCCAUGGAGAAGUUCAGUCUGCGCAGCAGCAGGAGUGAUGAAUGGGUCAGCAGCAGUAAAGCCGAGACGCUCCUCCCGACAGGGAAGACAGCCUAUGACACCUACCCCACCUGGCUCAAAUUCCACAUCGGCAUCAACCGCUAUGAGCUGUACCCCCGCCGGGACCCCCUGUUGCCCACGCUCCUCCAGGACUUGGCCACACAAAGGAUCAUCAGCUCGGUCCAGAAGUCCGGCGGGACCCAGCUCAAGCUCAUCAUGACGUUCCCAAACUAUGGGCAGGCCCUCUUCAAGCCCAUGAAACAGACCCGGGACCAGGAGACCCCCAUUGAUUUCUUCUACUUCUCAGACUUUGAGCGGCACAAUGCGGAGAUUGCAGCCUUCCACCUGGACAGAAUCCUGGAUUUCCGGCGAAUUCCUCCAGUUUCUGGCCGUUUGGUCAACAUAACAAAGGAAAUUCGGGAUAUCACCACAGACAAGAAACUGGCCAAGACUUUCUUCAUCUCCCCAGCGGGUAACGUCUGCUUCUACGGGGAGUGCUCCUACUACUGCUCCACCGAGCACGCCCUCUGCGGCAAACCAGACCGGCUGGAGGGCUCCAUGGCUGCCCUGCUCCCUGACAAGACCCUGGCCAAGCGCCGCUCCUGGCGCAGCCCCUGGCGCCGCUCCUACCACAAGAGCAAGAAGGCUGAAUGGGAGCUGAACCCCAACUACUGCGCUCAGGUGCGAGAGACACCGCCCUACGACAGCGGCCAUCGCCUCCUCGACCUCAUCGACAUGGCGAUCCUCGAUUUCCUCAUGGGCAACAUGGACCGGCACCACUAUGAGACCUUUGAGAAAUUUGGGAAUGACACUUUCCUACUCCACCUGGACAAUGGUCGCGGCUUCGGCACACACUCACGCGAUGAACCGUCCAUCCUGGCCCCUCUCCACCAAUGCUGCAGCAUCAAGAAGUCGACGUACCUGCGGCUGCAGCUGCUGGCCACCCAGCCCUACCGCCUGAGCGACGUGCUGCGGGAGGCGCUGGCCGCAGAUCCACUGGCCCCUGUCCUGGCUGAGCCCCACCUGAAGGCAUUAGACCGGCGCCUGGAGAAGGUGCUGGUGGCGGUGGGACAUUGCCUGGCCAGGGCAGCCCACCAGGAAAAGGUGCUGGUGGAUGAUGUGGGGCCAUGGGUGUGACGGGGGCUGGUCCCCUGCUGUAUUGGGCUGUUUUGGUGUGCUGCCGAGGGUGAUGUGGGGGUCCAUGUGCAGCUCUGAUUCUGUGUAGCGUCAGCUUUUGGUGGUGCCAGAGCUGGUGGCGUGAUGAACCAGGAAAGCAGGUUGUAAGGAUAGGUGGGACAGGGAGGGAAUUUAAAUAAAAAGGUUGGCCUAGUGGAGAAGACACAAGCUGUGAUCUUCCCCACCAAGGCUGCUUUCCCA